CCCGCACAAAAAACAUCAGUCAUCGACAACUGUCAACGCAGGAACAGGUACAAUGGCUGAGCCGAUUGAUGUCCUUCUCUACGGGCUCGGAGCCAUCGGCUCCUUCUACGCCUUCAUCCUGCACCGCGCCGACCGCGUCCGGUUGACCGUUGUCGCGCGCUCGAAUUACGAUGCGGUUGUGAAGAAUGGCAUCCAAAUCACAAGCAUGAAUCACGGACAGCAUACUUUUCGUCCGGAUCGAGUAAUCCGCGACCCGGCCGAAGCAUCCAGCACAAACUUCGCCUUUGUCGUCUGCACACACAAGGCCGUCGACCCCGAAGGCGCAAUCGUCCCGCUGGACCCGGUCAUCAGCCAAGACACGACGAUCGUCGUGCUGCAGAAUGGAGUCGGCAAUGAGGAUCCCUUCAGAAAGAGGUUUCCGGAUCAGACGGUUGUUUCGGGGGUUGUCUGGGUCGGCGCCGCGCAACCCUCGCCCGGCGUAAUAACGCACACGACCUCCGAACGAACCCAACUCGGCCUCUUCCCCAACCCGCGCCUCGAAACAGCCCUCGAAGAAUCCCGGCUGCGCCAAUUCACAACGCUCUUCACCUCCGGCGGAACACACUACGACGUCGUCCCGAACAUCCAGCUCUGCCGGUGGGAAAAGGUCGUGUGGAACGUUGCCUGGAACGCCAUCACCGCCUUGACGGACCAGGACGUCGAGUCCUGGCUGUCUUCCUCCCCCGACGCCGUGCCGUAUACGAGAAAACUCAUGGGCGAGGUGAUUGUGGUGGGGCGCGCAUGUGGGGUUCCGCUCGACGAGGGGCUCGUUGAUGUGCUUAUGGAGCGUGUAAAGGGGCUUGGGAAGUUGAGGACGAGUAUGCAGGCGGAUCGCGAGGCGGGGAGGGGGAUGGAGGUCGAGGUUAUUCUGGGUGUGCCGGUGAAGAGGGGGAGGGAGUUGGGUGUUGCGACGCCGUGUUUGGAGGGGUUGUAUGUGCUGCUUACGGCGGUUAAUAAGAAGAUCCUCAAUCCGGAGAGGUAGAAAGAGGAUUUGACGCGGUGGUACGGUUGUCUGUAGAGGUAUAGAUGGACGAUACUAGUAUGACCGGACAGUUCGAGUCAAAACCAGAAGCAGCCUGAAGACCAUUUUACCACAGUCAACAACAGCUGAACAUAAGGAAGGUGCAAGUGGGGUUAGAGGGAGCAUACAUUCCGUCUCUAUAUAGGAAUCCAAGUCGUGGUAGGAAACGAGCAACCCAGCCUGACCAUUAGGGGUGUACCUUCCUUGUGUGAAACCUGCGAGGUCGAGGAAGGUGCGAUCCCAUGGCAAAUUUGGCUAAUCUGGAAAGAUACCCUGGGGUUCACAGUUGCUCUUUCCUCUGGCAGUAGUCCUGCUGUAAGAGGAAGGAGCAACCCUGUCUUAAGAGAUCCGUACCUUCCUAACUGGAUAGCCACGAAGAAAGAAAAGAGCGACUCUGGUAAUUCAUGUCGAAUAUGACGGUAGUCCGGGGUUCGCUCUUCUGCGGCGUGCAUCAUUAGGGCCCUUGAUUGCACGUAAAGGUUAAAGGAAAGGAGCGAACAAGCCAUGUCAGUACUCGGCAGUAUUUGAGAGAAGAAUAAUCAGACAAGGCUGCAAGCA
This is a messenger RNA of Aspergillus calidoustus, 1618 nucleotides long. NCBI's taxonomy places the organism in Eukaryota, Fungi, Ascomycota, Eurotiomycetes, Eurotiales, Aspergillaceae. The record is from the annotation of a GenBank genome assembly.